AUGAGACGGCGCUCUCCGAGCAAAAUGGCGGCGGCGGCGGGAACGGGCCCCACGGCCACAGCCACGGCGGCCACGGCCAGGGCGCUCAAGGCCGCGUUCGCCUCAGACGUGGAAGAAGUGGCCUGGAAAGACGACGAGGUCUGCGUGGUGGGGAUCUUCGGCAAGACGUCCGAGCUGAGCGCCGAGAAGUACGCCAUCGUCAACACGCUGUGUGACAAGCCCGUCUUCCCCCUGUUUCCCGAGGCCGCGGAUGGCUCCCAUCACCAGGGCAACAACCUGCUGCAGAGCUACUACAACCAGGACAGCAGAGUCCUGUACCUGCUCCUCACCGCCGCCUGCGACAACCACCAGCUCGUCCAGGCCUGCGGGGCCCUGGGCGACAAUGUCUCUCACGCCGAAGCCCACGAGUUCUGGAAGAGCGAGGAGAAGCUCUACUGCAUCAACUUACUCUACUUGUUCUCGGUCUCUCACAUCCUGCUCCUGGUACAUCCCACCUGCUCCUUCGACAUCACUUACGACCGCCUGUUCCGAGGCCUGGACAGCCUCAGGCAGAAGGUCCUGCCCUACCUGAAGAACGUGAUCAAGGACAGCCCAGUGGGCAAGGAGUGGAGGUUGAACUGCAGACCCUGCCCUCCUCGGCUUCUUUUUAUUUUCCAGCUGAAUGGAGCUUUGAAGGUCGAACCUAAAAGCUUGGAACCCUCCAGCCUCGAUAAACCCAAGAAGCACUCUCCCAAGAGGAGACUGCAACACGCCCUGGAGGAUCAGAUUUACAGGAUUUUUCGAAAGAGUCGGAUGUUGACUAACCAGAGUAUUAAUUGUUUGUUUACAGUCCCUGCUAACCAGGCGUUUGUUUACGUGCUUGCUGGACAAGGGGACGACCCGAUCAGUAUGUUGAUAGGACAACUGAGGAGCACAUGUGCGAUUAAGGAACACGAGUCCCUCCCAAUCUCUGGAUCAAGGCGCUACCAGAUGAUGAGGAAUGUCCGCCAGCCAUCAUUUACACUGGAAAGCAGCCCCAACAGCUCCAGUGGGCAGCUGGUGGACUGCACCCUAAAGGAGUUUCUUUGGCAACACGUGGAGUUAGUUCUGACCAAGAAGGGAUUUGAGGAUAGUGUCGGGAGGAAUCCCCAGCCAUCACAUUUUGAGCUGCCUGCCUAUAAAAACUGGCUGGCCGCUGCCUCAAAACUUUAUGACAUGAUGAUAAUGGGAAAGGAUGAUGAUGCUGGAUUUAUUUCUGGAGAUCUUUCUGCCAAGAUCCAAGGGCAACUGAAGGCCCUGGAAGGCUUUUUAGACGCGGACACUAAAUUUUCUGAUAACCGCUGCCAAAAGGCCCUGCCACUAGCUCAUAGUGGUUACCAGUCCAAUCUGCCCCACCAUUACACAACAACUAUCCAUAAGAACCAGCUGGCACAGGCCCUGCGCAUCUACAGUCAGCACGCCCGGGGACCAGCCUUCCAAAAAUAUGCCUUGCAACUCCACGAAGAUUGCUACAAGUUCUGGAGUAAUGGCCACCAGUUGUGUGAAGAGAGAAGUUUAACAGAUCAACAUUGCGUUCACAAAUUUCAUCUGCUUCCGAAACCAGGAGAAAAACCAGAGCCUGACAGGAACCCACCUGUACUGUAUCACAACAGUCGUGCUCGUUCCACUAGUUCCUGCAACUGUGGCCGGAGACAAGCUCCUCGUGACGAUCCCUUUGACAUCAAAUCCGCGAAUUACGAUUUCUACCAGCUCCAAGAAGAGAAAUGCUGUGGGAAGCUCGAGCAUUUUUAUUUCCCCAUCUUCCAGCCCAGUACACCGGACCCAGCUCCAGCCAGGAACGACUCCACCUCAUCCUCGCUGGCCCCGCAGGAGGGAGAAGGGGAGAAAAUGAAAGAGAAAGAGGCUCACACGCAGGGGGAGAGCACCAGCCUGAGUCUAGCGCUCAGUCUCGGACAGUCCACAGACAGCCUUGGUGCAUUUCCUCCUGAUCCCCAAGCAGGAGGGGAUAAUCCCGACGCACAUGGCCAGGGUGGAGAAGCAAAACCAGAGAAAAGGCCAAGUAUUGUGGACCGUCAAGUGUCAACUGUGGAAUACCUGCCUGGCAUGCUCAACUCCAGUUGUCCCAAAGGACUGCUGCCUAAAUUCUCCAGUUGGUCGUUUAUUAAACUGGGCCCUUCCAAAGCUUACAACUUUCACAGGGGUCUGGACCAGAGUGGCUUCAUUCCAGGAACUAAUUACUUGAUGCCAUGGGAUAUCGUCAUCAAAACCAGGCCUGAAGAUGAAGUGGAUAUGGACAGUAAUUCAUGGCCUGCUCCCAACAAGUCCGUCCCCACCAAACGGGCUGGCACAGUGGUCGGCAGAGGGAGACGAAGGGAUGACAUCGCCCGUGCGUUUGUUGGCUUUGAGUACGAGGAUUCCCGGGGACGGAGGUUCAUGUGCUCUGGACCAGAAAAGAUAAUGAAAGUGAUGGGAAGCGGACCAAAAGAGUCGGCCAUUAAAGCCCUCUCCUCAGACAUGCCCCUGUACAUCCUGUCUCCCUCCCAGGGCCGAGGACCUAAGCCACAUUAUGCCCAGCUCAUGAGGCUGUUUGUUGUGGUUCCGGAUGCCCCGUUGCAAAUCAUCCUCACACCACAGGUGCAGCCAGGACCCCCUCCAUGCCCAGUGUUUUACCCUGAGAAACAAGAGAUCGUGCUCCCUCCAGAUGGCCUGUGGGUGCUUCGGUUCCCUUAUGCCUUUGUCACAGACCGCGGGCCGUGCUUUCCUCCGAAGGAAAACCAGCCACUGAUGAGUUACAGGGUGAUGCGGGGGAUUCUUAAGGCUGUUACACAGUGAUCAUUCUUCAGUUACUAUGGUGCACGGAAGCAUAUGAUGGAUAGAAAUCAGUUCCCACCCCACCCACGCCUACCAUUUUUGCAGCCAGUGAGUUGAGGUGGAUUGAACUUCACACUCACAAUUUAGUGAUGGGAACUCUUUCCUCCCCAGGCCAGGCAUGUCUCCAGGUGUCUGAAAGUACACGUCUGCUUUUGCCAAAGGAUUACAGUUUCCAAUCAAAACAGACCUCAAGUUUGCAGAUGCAUCCUGUUACAGUUACUGAUAACUAUUGGGGAGUUCAUUAAAGAACUGUACAGGUACCAGUGCAUUUGGUAAAACUUCCUUUUGUGAGUUUUCCAGUAAAGCUCCCUCACCUUGUCCUGGGAGCCCGUAAAGGGAGUUGAUAGUGGCACCUAAACGACUGGUAUUUGUAACACAAAAUAUGAAUUUGUAACACAAAAUUUUGUAACACAAAAUAUGAAUUCAAAUGGGAAAGUUUAACCAUUCAUUAAAAAAGUCUUGUUAUUGCAGUACAUCCUGGAAAGCCAACCCAGGGCUCUGAUUGCUCUAUAAACUGGCCAUUGAGGACUUGUCAGAAACCCACAAUUGCACUGCAUCCUGUAACAGAUUCCCAGUCGUCUCUGUUGUGAUAACUUUAGCCCGGUGAAUAAAACUGGGUUUGCACAGCCGUACUGCAUUGAGUGUUCAAAGAUAAAUUACCAUCAGAGUGUGACAGCUUGAAAUUCUGAUCAUCUGGACUGCUGAAUCCUGGCUAUCAGGUAGAAAAGCGUGAACCGGUUAUGGUUUGGUUAUUGAGUCUGUCCAUUUAGGUAAAUUGUGUAAAAUUCUUCAGCGUCAUAAGUGUUGGAUAGUCCAACAAUGUAUAUAUACUCUGCAAUACCAAAAUACCCCUGAGAAUCUUAUUCCAUUUCAGUUAUUCUUAAAUGGGUCUAUUCUGAGUCACCAGAAUGGUGGCUCAGUAUUCUCACUGCAUUACUGCUCCUGUUUUUUAUAUAGACUUUAAUAAGACCAAAACAGGCUUGUUUUACCUUGUGUUUCCAAAUUAGAACAUGCCCUCGGAAAAUGGGUGAUUUACUUCAAUUGUAAAGCUUGUAAUUCACCAAGCGGAGAUUUUAUUUGUGAGGUUAUCAUUGCUGGUACAAAUCUAACUGCAAAACAUACAAGGGUAGAAAUUCUAUAUGGGUCUAGAUUUACUCUAUAUAUGUAAUAUUUUGGAGCAGUUUGUUAAAUCCAGUCUUUCAAGUUGAUUUUAUAUGGUUCAAAAAGAACUUGAGAACCCAACUUCAAAAUUAACGCUGUAUUUAAGAACUUGCCAAAUUCUGGAUGCUUUAAAAUACUACAGUAUAUAGAGUCAAGUGGCAUUUUCGUCCAGUGAUGCUUACAUUAGUUGACAGAUUGGUUUACAGCUAAACGGGGGGUGGUUCAUUUAAGAACCGUCUUACUCAGGCAGAAAUAUUUAAGAGUUUAUAAGUCACAAGCCAAAUGAGCACGAAUGGCUGAUGUGGAUUUGUUUUCACUAAUAGCUCUUGUUGUAGCUUUCGUCAAGGUUUCAGUAAUUCAGUAAUUCACUCCAGCCCAGUGCAGAUGCAGCCAGCAUAGAAAAAAGAUCCAAUUCCAGAAGCUCUCAUUCAUAAAAACGAUCAUAGACAAUGACUUUUCUGGUGAUCUAGCAAUUGUCAUGUUCUCUUCACAUCCCUGACACUAAACACAUUGUGUUUUUACUUCCUCUCAUCAUCUUUUUGCCCUCUGCUCCAGAAGGUGGUUGAUUCCGUUCCCCCACUCCCCUCCCCUGGACUCUCUGAUACUUUACUCAAGUGGUCUUUCUUCAAAUGUAAUCCUUGGUGGUGAGUUAUUAACUGGAUAUUUAUCCACUGGGGCAUCUUAGCCAAAUCUUAAUUUUGCCCUCAUCCAAUAUCCACACAUGAAAACCUCUAGUAAGGGUAGCUGAAAGCGAUCAGGAGAUGGAAUUCUUGCUGAAUCUCCUCUCACUAACCCUGUAGUGCCUCAAGUGUUGUCUCGGCAGAGAUCAGGGCAUAAGUACUUUGCCCGUCAACUCUCAUCUCUACUUUGUAAUGAGGCUCAUUUUUCAGACACUGAGGCUUCAGACCCUGCGCACGCUCUGGUGGAGGUGUGAGGUGAAGAGGACAAGCAGGUAAGAAAAAAAAGUCUACUUGCUUCAUCCUCUAGUAAGUAAAUAUUUUUUAAAUUUGGAGAACUUGAUUUGCCCAUGUCUAAUGGCAGAAUUGUGAAGCCAACAGCUCUGGAUGAGGGGUGGCAAGUGGGUGCGAAAGCAGAAGAAGGUGUUUGAAAACUUUCCCCAGCAUACGAAUAUUCUUUGCAGUUGCAAUGUUAUGAUACCUGCCUCCUGAUGUAAACCACUUCUCACAUUGAUUUUCCAAUACUAGAAUGAAUUAAAGUGCAAUUAGAAAAAAAAAUGUUUAAACUACAAUGCAUUGUUUAACUUUAUUUUGGUGGCGAGGAUACUGCUGGUAUUAACAGGUGGUGGAUUUCCAAUUCCCUGUACUCCAAAGAGGCAGAAUUUUGAUUAGUGAUUAACAGUAUAUUCUAUGAAGUGCUUUAAGGCACUAUAUCAAAUGCAAGGAUGAUUAUUAUUAUUAUUAAGCUUUUAAUCCAUUGAAGAAGAACUUUGAGCCUUUGCUGAGAAAACAUUGUUCAGGGUGAGAAGGAAGUUUAAACAGGUUCAGUGACAAUAUGGUUGGAGGACAUGGUGUGGUAUUUUUCCUCCUAGACCUUCCCUACCUUUACUACUUCUUGCACAUCUGUACCUUUUGUUUUUUCCUUAUACUUCUGUGGGCAUAAUUGGCUUUUUCAUGUGUGUGUAAUCUCAGCCAGUUCAGUCCCAAGGAGCAUCUGCUUACUCAUGUUCAAUCAAUUUGCAGACUUUUUUAAAAAAAUUGUAAAUUCUGGAAGUGUGAAAUAAAAACUCAACAGCUGGAAA
Callorhinchus milii (elephant shark) is the source of this 5770-nucleotide messenger RNA. It is a transcript of the gene smg8, whose product is annotated as SMG8 nonsense mediated mRNA decay factor. Gene Ontology annotation, biological process: nuclear-transcribed mRNA catabolic process, nonsense-mediated decay. The coding region runs from base 1 to 2811 and encodes 936 amino acids. The transcript is spliced from 4 exons. NCBI's taxonomy places the organism in Eukaryota, Metazoa, Chordata, Chondrichthyes, Chimaeriformes, Callorhinchidae. The record is from RefSeq and is a predicted model, not a curated record.